Syngnathus acus (greater pipefish) is the source of this 1375-nucleotide messenger RNA. RefSeq names its product peptidyl-prolyl cis-trans isomerase FKBP7-like. Gene Ontology annotation, molecular function: peptidyl-prolyl cis-trans isomerase activity; calcium ion binding. The record is from RefSeq and is a predicted model, not a curated record. NCBI's taxonomy places the organism in Eukaryota, Metazoa, Chordata, Actinopteri, Syngnathiformes, Syngnathidae. Bases 400 to 1044 code for a protein of 214 amino acids. The transcript is spliced from 7 exons.
UCCUUCCUUCAACUUGCUCGCUUUAUUUGGUUUGCAAUGCACAAAGCGCAUGACGCGACCACGACGCGAGCGACACACAGAUCUCCACUUAAUUGUGCAGAAGAAAUCGAAAACAAAGAUGCACGGAUGGAGAGUCACUACAAAGGAUUUCUACAGGCUGAUUGGAGAAGAGAAGCACGUCACAUGAGGUUAUAAACAACGCGCAAACAUCCCAGCCGAGCUGUUCAAGUGGAUCAAGAACAAUCCAGUACAGGCAAUCAUACCUGUCAAACGAGACUGAGGGCAACAAAUCCCAACUUUUUCCUCCACCACGCCCUCUAGUGUCCACACGCCAGAAGGGGAAAAGUUGCCACGACUGCAGCAGAUAGACGGACGGACGUCGUACCGUGUUGCUCAAACAUGUGCAAGUUGGUGAGCUACUACACACUGUGCGUCUUUGUGUGCUGUCAGCUCCGUUUUGCGAGCGUUUGGGCGGACGAUGAGGUCAAGAUCGAGGUGGUGCAGCAGCCCGACACGUGCGAAAAAAAGAGCAAGAAAGGAGACCUGAUGAACGUCCACUACGAUGGCUUCCUCGCUAAAGAUGGAACUCAGUUCUACUGCAGCCGCCACGACAAAGCCGGUCACCCGCAGUGGUUCAUCCUGGGCGUAGGGCAAGUCAUCAAGGGUCUGGACAUCGGGAUGCUUGACAUGUGCGCAGGGGAGAAGAGAAAAAUCACCAUUCCACCCUCCUUGGCCUUUGGAGAGAAAGGCAAAGGUCCUGUCCCACCCAACGCGACGGUGGUCUUUGAAGUGGAGGUCUACUCCGUGUCCCGAGGUCCACGCAGCAUGGAAGCUUUUGGCCAAGUGGACACCGACCAAGACCGAAGUCUCACAAAGGCCGAGAUCAAGGCCCACUUGAGGAUGGAGUUUGAAAAAAACGGCAAGCCGGGAGACGACGCCCACUACGAGAAGAUCAUCACGGACAUCUUCCGCAAGACCGACACCGACAAAGACGGGAUCAUCAGCGCCAACGAGUACAACAUUUAUCAACACGACGAGCUCUAGUCCUCUCGGCCGGUAGUACGUUCCUUUCUUUUUGAACAUUUUUAUAUUCCACAAAUGUAUUUUGGGUCUGAAGGCACUGAAGUUAAAAACCAAAAUGCAGAAAGGGUUUCAUUUUGUACAAGUGCAAAGGAGAUUUGUGUUCGCUCCAUAGAGGCCUUUGCGUCUUUAAUGGCUCAUCCAGGAAAAGGUGCCAAGAGAUGAGAAUGUUGGAAUUGAUUUCAUAAUGGUGGUUUGAGAUCUGUGUACGUUUUGAAGACACUUAAGUGUCAGAAAAUGUCAAGGGAAAAAAAACGAAUAAAAUCUUGACAGAUGCGGUCUGAGCUGACAUCAC